Bipolaris maydis ATCC 48331 is the source of this 2001-nucleotide messenger RNA. The record is from RefSeq and is a predicted model, not a curated record. NCBI's taxonomy places the organism in Eukaryota, Fungi, Ascomycota, Dothideomycetes, Pleosporales, Pleosporaceae.
AUGUCGGCCACCAGCCCGCAGUACAGGAGUGCCGCCCAAACCCCCUCGCACUUCCACGACUAUCCCGGCGCCGCCCACGAUGCCCUGGGCGGACUGGCAACCUGGCAACACGACGCCGCCGCGACUGCUGCUGCUGCUGCCCACGACUCGUACCCAGUCGGCCCAUCACCGGCAUUUCUCCACUACCCACAGCCCGGAGUCGACUCCGCUAGUCUACAGGCCCCGUCAGCGUGGGCGACUGGCUAUGUCAGACCACAGCCGGCCCAUGAGUGGCAGCAACACCAGCACCAGCAUCAGCCCGACGAGUCGUAUGCGGACCGCCCUUCCGUCUCGUACUGCCAUGGCGAUGGGAGCGCGCCGCUCCCGCACCACCAGCUGCCUGCCGUGUCCCGCCACUACCAGCACCACCAGCACCACCAGCACCACCAUCACCAGCACCAACACCAGCCUGCCCUAACCCCGGCUCCUCCCCUGCCACUGGCUGCCCACGACCAUUUCCAUCCGUUGCGCAUCUCACCAGAAUGGCCUGUCGCAGAAGCGCCCGCGGACCAUCAACUCUACGCCCAACACCAUGCCCCUGUAGAGCACAUUGACCGGACCGCCACGCAGAUACUGGCGCGCCAUAGACCAACACCCAAGAAGAAGGCUGCCAAGGUGCCUUCGUCCUUUGUCGAGCGGCAGGAGAAGCUCAAGGUGUCGAAGCGAAAAGGCCCACUUCAAGAGAGACAGAGGGAGAAGACGCACACCAUGCGCAAGACCAAGCGCAUUUGCGUUCGUUGCAGGUUCUACAAGUCUGGUUGUGACGAGGGCGAUCCGUGUGAAAAGUGCGAAAAAAUCACCGGUCACGCCAGGUCCUUUCGUGAGCCGUGCUACCGAGAACACCUCGAAGACACGAGCCUCAUCCGUCGCUGCAAUGGCCGUGAGCACCAGGAAGAGGCCGAAUUCCUUGGCUACGACUGGAUAUACAACAGUCAACUGUACGAGAUGGAAAUUAUCUGGAACCUUCCUGGCUACGGUCCCAUACCCAACGCGCAGCCGUUGCGCAUCGCCUUUCGCCCUUAUAGCCCGAAGCGUGGUCCACUCGACGUUGCCACGUCUGUUUGGUCCAACAGAGAGGGACAGGUGCCUACUGUCGAACAGCCAGCGUACGCCGUGUACGAUACGGCGAACCUUGUCGUGGCUGUGGAACGAUACUUUUCCAGCCUUCAGCCUGCUAUUGAAGAGUGGAUCUUUGCUCGCAUCAGUCGCGACGAAAUUGCCUACAGUACCUAUCAAGAAGUAAUACGCAUGCGCCAAGUUACCGGGAGCAAGGCUCUCGACCUAGCCAUGCGCCUCCAGUGUCUCUCCGUGGUUUCUCAGGGCUAUGGCUCCGUCUUCUCCCCCAACAUCCCUGGGAUACGUGAAUAUGACUACUCAAGGCUCGGCCAUAGCGACUAUGAAGCAUACGAUCGAGGGUCAUGCGAUCGUCCACUCCCUGGUGCAAUCACUCACCAGAUGGAUGUUGCUGCCGUCAAAUACCUCCGAAAGCUGGAGAAGCUCUUUGUCAAGGAACUGGCUGCACUAAUCUUCAAGCCCAAGAUCAAGCCCUGGUACGAACUAUUCUUGACGUUUUAUGUCAUCUUCUGGAAUCUCGAAUACAUUCACCACGGAGCUCAAGACUAUAUCAAGUCGAAAAACGGUACUUUGCUUGAGAACCAAGUCAGCAACGUCGUCACAACGCAAAUCAAAAAGUGGGAAUUCGCCUUUCCUGUGCUUCUAUACCAUUGGCGUUGCAUUCUUCGGGGGUAUUCGCCGUUCAAAUUAGCGCGUGAUAACCCAGACGAACUGCGUGAACGUGGUCACAUUGACGCAGAAGGGUUCCAAUAUGUCACGUCGAUUGCCAACGUAUUCGAUCGAAGCAAUCCUGACCGCUUCCAGCCUCCACUUACAGGCUUUGCAACGGCUCAUUGGUCGACUUCGAGUGAAUGGAUUGUUAAGCUCUUCAAGGAGGCCGGAGCUUGA